AUGACAUUUAGAGUAUCAUUUCAAUUCUUUACAAAAUGCUAUUCAAACGUUGUUAUCAAAGAACUUAGUAAUAAUACCAUUAUUGCAAAAAAUUGGCUUAACCAAUUGAACAUAAGCUCAAUUCCUAAAAAUCUGUUAAAAGAAAGAUUUGAUAGAUCAAGUGGACCUGGUGGACAAAAUGUCAAUAAAUUGAACACGAAGUGUACUUUAAGUUUACCACAUGUUUCAGGUUGCGAUUGGAUACCACAGGAAGUGCGUAAACAAUUGGUCAAUGGUUCGUUCAGAUACUACAAAAAGACUACUGAUAUGAUUUUAGUGCAAGCUGAUGAAACUAGAUCGAGAGAAGAUAAUAGAAUGGCGUGCAAAACAAAAUUAAUCAAUGAAAUAAAGAAACACUGUACAUUUCAAAAUGUCACACGGGCUGAUAAGAUGAAGAAAUGGGAGAGGUCCAAGAAUAAAGACAAUGAGUUAAGAAUACAAAAAAAAAAGACUGCAAAGUGA
Tetrapisispora phaffii CBS 4417 is the source of this 501-nucleotide messenger RNA. RefSeq names its product Pth4p (gene PTH4). Bases 1 to 501 code for a protein of 166 amino acids. Gene Ontology annotation, molecular function: translation release factor activity. Gene Ontology annotation, biological process: mitochondrial translational termination. The transcript has a single exon. Lineage: Eukaryota; Fungi; Ascomycota; Saccharomycetes; Saccharomycetales; Saccharomycetaceae. The record is from RefSeq and is a predicted model, not a curated record. Gene Ontology annotation, cellular component: mitochondrial large ribosomal subunit.